GAGGAACUAACGAGCUACAGACUGUUUCUCCCCGGCUCCUUUUAAACGGGGAACCCACCGGAAGUCCCAGUUGCAUUGUGACGAACUUCAGACGCACCGAGAGAUUAUUUACAUCUUCACAGUCUUCUCUAAACUCCUCACAUUUGAUCGACUUCUGCGACUCUCAUCUCGGCGAGAAUGACGGACAGAUACAACAUCCACAGUCAGCUGGAGCAUCUUCAGUCCAAGUACAUCGGCACAGGACACGCCGACACCAGCAAGUGGGAAUGGCUGGUCAACCAGCAUAGAGACUCCUACUGCUCCUACAUGGGACACUUUGACCUGCUCAACUACUUCUCAGUAGCUGAGAACGAGAGCAAAGCCAGGGUCCGCUUCAACCUGAUGGAGAAGAUGCUCCAACCGUGUGGACCACCGGCAGACAAGCCCGACGAUGCCUAGAUCAGGCUGGAGCGAGCUGUGGAUGUUUUUACAGAAUGUUUGCGAACUCCCCUUCAUUGCAUUUUUUUCAAUUUUUAUUUUGGACAUGCAAUUUGGAUUUACCGCUCAACAUAUUCAAUGUUACGCUUUUUUGAUCUUUCUGAUUUUUUUAAAUUGGCCUUUGAAACAGUCAUUACCUGGACACAGGUGUUUGCAUUGUUUGCUUCUAAACCUCGUUUUCUGCCCUGUGACUCAGAGAUUUACAGCAACAGUUAAGUCAAAUUAGAAAGCCUUUGUGAUCCAAACAGUUAUUAGAAAAGCUUAUGGGAAAAUAUGGUGGUAUGUGUUCUUUGGUCGUGUAAUGUGCUCAAUGAUGGAACUGGUUGUUUCAAAUUUCUGUUUUGAUUUGAUUAAAAUUCAUAUGCCACAA
This is a messenger RNA of Pungitius pungitius (ninespine stickleback), 847 nucleotides long. It is a transcript of the gene sf3b5, whose product is annotated as splicing factor 3b, subunit 5. Gene Ontology annotation, biological process: mRNA splicing, via spliceosome. Gene Ontology annotation, cellular component: U2 snRNP; precatalytic spliceosome. The coding region runs from base 178 to 438 and encodes 86 amino acids. The record is from RefSeq and is a predicted model, not a curated record. The transcript is spliced from 2 exons. Lineage: Eukaryota; Metazoa; Chordata; Actinopteri; Perciformes; Gasterosteidae.